GUAAGCAGUAAAUAAAAAUAAAAAAACCCUCGGAAAAGGAAUGCAUUUUGUGGGUAUAAAAGUGCAGAGAUGUUAAGGGCGAAAUCACAUCCGAACUAGACUUCAGUUCUUAGUUUUGCCAGCGUCUGUGAUAGCAGUGCAGAUUUCAUCAUGAAAUUCGUCCUCUUAGUUACCGCCUGCCUCGUCGCCUCCGUCUACGGUGAGGCCGAGUUGAACAUAGAGGACAGCGGCAAGUACAACUUCCUGUACAGUGUGGAGGACGCCGGGGCACACAAGAGGCAGGAAUCCUCUAACGGAGACGGAACUGUCUCUGGCAGCUACAGCUACGUCGACCCCAAUGGGGACCUGAGGAAAGUCGAAUACAAGGCAGGUGGCAGCAUCGGAUUCCAGGCCACUGGUGACAUCAGCGUCGACAAGAAGACUGCCGAAAAGGCUCAAGAAAUCGCCGCACUUGCACCCAAAGCCCCAGUGGUCGAAACUGCUGAAGUAAAGAUUCCCGCUUCUCCCUUCACCUUGCCUCUGUACGCCCUUCCAGGAAUUCACGCCCCAGCACAUGUUUUGGCUCAUCCCUUGGCACUCCCCUAUGCCUACUUUCAUCAUCGACCUCUAUUCGUUCUCUAAGAUGUCAUUUCUGGGGGCACAAACUGUUCGAAUAGAUUGCUGGUAUUUGUUAAAAUUUAUUGUAAUUUUAAAAUAAAUUUUUAAGGAUUGUGUGUCA
Argiope bruennichi is the source of this 718-nucleotide messenger RNA. RefSeq names its product adult-specific rigid cuticular protein 11.9-like. Gene Ontology annotation, cellular component: chitin-based extracellular matrix. Gene Ontology annotation, molecular function: structural constituent of chitin-based larval cuticle. The record is from RefSeq and is a predicted model, not a curated record. NCBI's taxonomy places the organism in Eukaryota, Metazoa, Arthropoda, Arachnida, Araneae, Araneidae. The coding region runs from base 151 to 621 and encodes 156 amino acids. The transcript is spliced from 2 exons.